Messenger RNA from Zingiber officinale, 1108 nucleotides. RefSeq names its product zinc finger CCCH domain-containing protein 56-like. Gene Ontology annotation, molecular function: metal ion binding; mRNA binding. Bases 1 to 1077 code for a protein of 358 amino acids. The record is from RefSeq and is a predicted model, not a curated record. The transcript has 2 exons. Lineage: Eukaryota; Viridiplantae; Streptophyta; Magnoliopsida; Zingiberales; Zingiberaceae.
AUGGAUUACGGCGGUGGAGCUGCGUAUCCUGAAAGCAACGCCAUCGCCAUCAUUCCAGACCCAUCCGGCCCUCCCAGCCGCGAUUCCUGGCCGCCGCCGGCGAGCGACCAGCUCGUGUGGGCGACGGACGAGGACUACCGUGCUUGGGGUGGCGACCUGUUGGGUGACAACAGCUUCAACUCUGCCUACGAUGGCCGCCAGUCCCGGUCUCGAGCUGGCAGCGAACAGCCUCCUGGCAAGCGGCCUCGGAUAGGAGAUUCGCAGGGUGGCAAUAGGAAUGCCAGCUCCAAAACCAUUGGGAAGAUGUUCUUCAAGACCAAGCUUUGCUGUAAGUUCCGGGCAGGGACCUGCCCCUACAUCACAAACUGUAAUUUUGCUCAUGGGAUCGAGGAGCUCCGGAAGCCACCUCCCAACUGGCAGGAAAUUGUGGCAGCUCAUGAGGAGGGUUCGGAGCCGCCAUUCCCGAUAGAGGAACGCCACAAUUCCACCAUUGGUUCGUCGAUCGCAACAGGGGAGUCAGAGAGAUCGUAUAAGGGAAGACGAUGCAAGAAGUUCUACACAGAAGAGGGGUGCCCUUAUGGGGAUAGUUGCUCAUUCAUGCAUGAUGAGCAAUCUAAGUCUCGCGAGAGCGUUGCUAUUAGCCUGUCACCAGCAAUUGGAGGUGGCGGCGGAUGCGGGGGUGGAGCGGCUGUGGUGGCUCUAAAGCCGUCGAAUUGGAAGACGAGAAUCUGCAACAAGUGGGAGAUGACAGGAUACUGCCCAUUUGGCACUAAGUGCCAUUUUGCUCAUGGCGCUGAAGAAUUGCAUCGAUAUGGUGGGGGGAUUGUGGAUCCCGAAGGUAGAGAUGUCUUACCUGCUCCAGACACACAGCAAGCCGGGUCGUUAGCUAAGGCUACGGCGGAUGCUUCCCUAGGUUCGAAUGUUUUGGUUCCCCUCGCAGACACACAUCACAUUGGCGUGCCUUCACAGAGAUUCUCUAGUGUUGUACAGAGACAGGGACAGAGGUCUAUGGAGAAAUGGAAAGGCCCGAACAAGAUUAGUAAGAUUUACGGAGAUUGGAUCGAUGACUUCGAAUAGAACCGCGAUCAUAAUUACAGGUCAACUAUUU